Molecule: messenger RNA, 3005 nt
Organism: Urocitellus parryii (Arctic ground squirrel)
Lineage: Eukaryota; Metazoa; Chordata; Mammalia; Rodentia; Sciuridae
Gene: Amigo2
Product: adhesion molecule with Ig like domain 2
Biological process (GO): brain development
Cellular component (GO): membrane
Molecular function (GO): protein binding
Source: RefSeq, a predicted model, not a curated record
GCCUCCCGAGCGCGGAGAGGUGGGGCCGGCCCGACCCGCCGCCCGCGCCCCCGCCUCCUGGACGCGGCUGCGGGAGCGGGGCGCCCAGCGCGCGGGCACAGGGUGGCCAGAGCGCCGAGGCGGUACCUUCAGCGGUGCCAUGAGAAAAGCCCGGGAGAACCAAGUGGAGCCCGCCGAGAAGAUUGCUGCGCCCGGGGUUGCUGCUGCCGCCGCGGCUGCUUGAAACUCCCGAAGUUGACAGACAGCGAGAGGCUGCCUCCCCCCGGGAGCAAAAGGGAAAGGAUAUCGGAAGGUGCCAGAGACCGACAAACAGACGCGCAGACCUUUAGAAAACACCGCCGCCGGCGUCCUAUCUCCGCUACCCGUGAGGCUUCCCAGCUCUGUUGACUGGUGGGAGGCUGAACUGGAGAAAAAGACUCCUGGAAAAGACGCAGAGGCGACCAUAAUGUCUUUACGGUUACGCACACUGCCCACCCUGCCUGGAGUUGUCAGACCUGGUUGCAGAGAGCUGCUGUGUUUGUUGGUGAUCACAGUGACCGUGAGCCCUGGUGCCUCUGGGGUGUGCCCCACCGCUUGCAUUUGUGCCACUGACAUUGUCAGCUGCACCAACAAAAAUCUGUCCAAGGUGCCCGGAAACCUUUUCAGACUGAUUAAGAGACUGGAUCUCAGCUAUAACAGAAUUGGGCUUCUGGAUUCUGAGUGGCUUCCAGUAUCGUUUGUCAAGCUGAACACCCUAAUUAUUCGUCAUAACAACAUCACCAGCAUUUCCACAGGCAGUUUUUCCACGACUCCAAAUUUGAAGUGUCUUGACUUAUCAUCCAAUAAGCUGAAGACAGUGAAAAGCGCAGUGUUCCAGGAGUUGAAGGUUCUGGAAGUGCUCCUGCUGUACAACAAUCACAUUUCCUAUCUUGAUCCUUCAGCGUUUGGAGGGCUCUCCCAAUUGCAAAAACUCUACCUAAGUGGAAACUUUCUCACACAGUUUCCUAUGGAUUUGUAUGUUGGAAGGUUCAAGCUGCCAGAACUGAUGUUUUUAGAUGUUUCUUAUAACCGGAUCCCUUCCAUUCCAAUGCAUCGUAUAAAUUUAGUGUCAGGAAAACAGCUAAGAGGCAUCUACCUUCAUGGAAAUCCAUUUGUCUGUGACUGUUCCCUAUACUCAUUGUUGAUUUUUUGGUACCGUAGGCACUUUAGUUCAGUGAUGGAUUUUAAAAAUGAUUACACCUGUCRCCUGUGGUCUGACUCCAAGCACUCCCAUCAGCUGCUUCUGCUCCAGGAUAGCUUUAUGAAUUGCUCUGACAGUGUCAUCAAUGGUUCCUUCCGUGCACUUGGCUUUAUUCAUGAGGCUCAGGUCGGGGAAAGGCUGAUUGUCCACUGUGACAGCAAGACUAGUAGUGGAAAUACAGAUUUCAUCUGGGUUGGUCCAGAUAACAGACUGUUGGAGCCAGAUAAAGAAGUGGAAAACUUUCAUGUGUUUCACAAUGGAAGUCUGGUUAUAGAAAAUCCUCGUUUUGAGGAUGCUGGAGUGUACUCCUGUAUUGCAAUGAAUAGGCAACGCCUGUUAAAUGAGACUGUGGAUGUCACAAUAAACGUGAGCAAUUUCACUGUAAACAGAUCCCAUGCUCAUGAGGCAUUUAACACAGCUUUUACCACUCUUGCCGCCUGUGUGGCCAGUAUCAUUUUGGUACUCUUGUACCUCUAUCUGACACCGUGUCCCUGCAAGUGUAAAACCAAAAGACAGAAAAAUAUGCUAAACCAAAGCAAUGCCCAUUCAUCUAUUCUCAGUCCCGGCCCUGCUAGUGAUGCCUCUGCUGAUGAACGGAAGGCAGGUGCAGGUAGAAGAGUGGUGUUUCUGGAGCCUCUGAAGGAUGCUGCGGCAGGGCAGAAUGGGAAAGUCAGGCGCUUUCCCAGUGAGGCAGUGAUGGCGGAGGGCAUCUUAAAGUCCACGAGGGUGAAAUCCGACUCAGAUUCAGUCAAUUCAGUGUUCUCAGACACACCCUUUGUGGCUUCUUCUUAAUUGUGUGCCUGUAAUUGUAUGAUGUCAUAAUUUAAUCUCUCCAUAUUUAACUGUGUGUGGUAGUCUCCAAAAUAAAUAGUAGGGCAGAAAUUGUGGGAGGACUUUUUUUUUUUUUUUUGUAGUUUGUUUGAGAUCAAACCAAAUAAACAGUCUAUUAAAUGCUUGAUAGGAAAUGAGGUAAAGCACUUUGGUUCCCCCAAGGUGCCAGAGAAAGAUGGGGCUGUUUUCCAAAGUUUUAAGUUCUAGAUAACUGUAUCUUAAUCUUUAGCAUCACUGAUGCUGCCAAAGCCAGCCCAAAGGUGAUAUUAUCCUUUUAUGCAGGACUCUUAAAAAGAAAAAAAUGAACUACAUAUAUUAGUGCUCUUUUAAAAAGUAGACUUUGCUAACUUAUUAGGAUCAAAGUUAACUUAUUUUUUAAGGAAAAGUAUUAGUGUCCUGCUUUAUUUUUCAAAAGAUAUAAAGGAAGCAUCAAGCAGCAAUGAUUUAUAAAGCAUAAAAUUAGAUUUGGGAAGUAGCCAAAAUCAUCAUUUCAGACCAGAAUGAACUAACUGCACUGAUAGAAUUUACUGGAUAAUGCCAUAUUUUCUACAGUGUUAAGUAAGUAGUGCAAGGAAGGUACAUUUGUUUGACUGUCUUCUUUCCAUUCUGUACAUUCUCUCCAUUCUGUAUCCUUGUACAAAGGAUCUCAUUGAAAAUUUAAAGUCGUCAUUUGUUGACAAGAAUAUGUGUUAAUACCAAAAUGUCAGAGUAACUUCUUAAAACUUUGUUUUAGCAGACUAAUAUUUGUUCAUAGGCUUGUGUAUAUGUAAAUCUUAAAUUAUAUAAUCUAUUAAAUAGACCCUGCUGUARUGUGCUUUGGACAUUUAAAUUAAUGUAAAUAUAUGUAUUCUGUGACUUGAUGUUUUGUUUUAUUUGGCUAUUUAAAAGCAUAAAUCUAAGAUGUUUUAUGUGAUAYGAUAUGUGCUAUUUUGUGUCAAUCACCACCAAUAGCAAA